Messenger RNA from Ectocarpus sp. CCAP 1310/34, 2082 nucleotides. The record is from the annotation of a GenBank genome assembly. NCBI's taxonomy places the organism in Eukaryota, Phaeophyceae, Ectocarpales, Ectocarpaceae.
UUCAUGUCGCAACAGAACAUGCCAUUGAGUCGGAGUUUUUCCGUCCGGUGGGGGCAUCGAGGUAGCCGCUUGUUCUUUCGGUCUCGGGCGGGGCAGACAAGUGCUCAUCGCGCAGCGGAAAAUAUUUCGAGCAAGCAGCCUCGAGUAUUUGCCAGAGGAACGAAACCGUGGACAUACAUGGCAACGCCACCGGCCCCAUGGCUGCCGCACCGGCAGGGAGGCCUUCGACGCCUUCGCCAUUACCAGGUCCAGCAGUCUCGAUGGCAUUCACAUCUACGGCGGUCUUCAGCACUCAAGCGGACCGCGGUCGAGGCAAAUCUAGAGGACAAUGGGGAAGCAGGUCAGCGCACGAGAGCACCGACCCUAGCGGUACGUGCGACCGGUGCCGCCGUAAGAACCACCACCAGCGCGCUCCUCUUCUCCGCUCUUCGCAUGGUGCUGGAGGAUCGUGUCGGGGGUCGGGGGUGGCUGGGGUCGGUUCGAGAGCUGCAGAGCGUGUGCUUCGAUGCCUGCAAGGAGUGCCGCAAGGUCGUGCCUGUACGUCUCCGUGUGUCGGACUCGACCCCAGGCCACCUCUGGAGGAAGGAAACAACGGCAGACAAGGCAAUGGCAGAAACAACGGCUGAGGCGGUGGCCGAGCUAGAACCUGGCGGCAGCAGCGGCGGCGGCGGCGGCGGCGGCGGCGGCGGCGGCGGUGGUGGUAAGAGGAGCGUCAUUGAAAGCUAUGGUAGCGGUAGCAGCGGCAGCAACUGCUACGGUAGCGAUAGCAGCGGUGACGGUGGUUUCGACCUCGACGGCGCCCCGGGCAGCGAAGUUGACGGCGAGGACGCCGACGCUAGCGAUGUGGAUGGUAGCGAAUGCAGCUGGAGUCUCCCCUCCUUGUGGGAAAGGGAGGCAGCGAUAGAGACCAGGACAGACACGAUCCCUUCCCCGUACUCUCCACCGGACAGAGACGUCCCACCUCUCAGGAUCGCGGGCAUGGUGUGGGAGCGCAGCGCGCUGGCAAAGGCUUCCUUUGGCCGUCCCGAGCUGCCGGAGGCGGCCUUCGGGAUGGCGGCGAUCGAGCCCUUGCACGGGGCGGCCUGCACGACUACGCUGAAGCGGAUCACCCUCAGCUCGAAGAACUCCCACCUUCCCACGACGGUGAUGCUUGAUGCGAAAGACGGCGAAAUAAACUGGCCGCCUUCUCUCAAAGAGCUGACCUUCGGCGAGCGUUUCAACGCCCCCAUCAACCAGGUCGCUUGGCCGGACUCGCUCCAGCAACUCUCGUUCGGGAGGUCCUUCAACCAACCCAUCGCCGGAGUGUCGUUGCCGCCUUCGCUCCAGCAGCUCAAGUUCGGGCUCGCCUUCGACCAACCGAUCGACGGGGUCGGGUGGCCCCCCCGCCUCAGGCGACUCACCUUCGGCGCGCGGUUCAACCGCCACCUGGUCAGCCUGCCGUCCACGCUAGAGCAGCUCACGUUCGGGUUCUUCUUCGACAACCGCUCGGUGUCGGGGGCGGUCUGGCCCUCCACGCUGAGGGUCCUGACGUUCGGCCACGACUUCGACACCGACAUCAUCGGCGUGACGUUUCCGGCGUCGCUGCAGUGCCUCACGUUCGGCUUCUGCUUCAACCGCCCCGUCAGCCGCGACGGCGCGGGGGUAGCGUUCCCGGCGUCCCUGCAGCAGCUGUCGUUCGGGGCCUGCUUCAACCAGCCGGUGGACGACGUCGUGUGGCCGGCGUCCCUGCGGCGGCUGGCGUUCGGGUUCGCCUUCAGGCAGAGCGUGGAUGGGUGGGCUUGGCCGGCGGGCCUCACCAACCUUUCGGUCAGUCGUUGGUGCUCGCUCUCCAGGAUCGAUGUGCCGACCGGGGUGCAGCUCGAGCUCACCUGACAACGGGAGGAAGGAAGACGAUGACUCUCUUGAAUUCGUUCGUUCUUUCGUCCGUAUCGUAUGUCGUAUGAGUUGUGUUGUGAAAUUUCUUUCAUCUGGUAUGCAUACUACCUGGGUUUCUGCAGUGAAUGUCUCGUAGAGGGAGAUUUCGUAUUUGUUUUGGCGGUUAUUUGUUGUUGUGGUAGUUGGUAGAUCACUCUGCCUGUUGUU